This is a messenger RNA of Vitis vinifera (wine grape), 1819 nucleotides long. Its product is annotated as hsp70 nucleotide exchange factor FES1. Lineage: Eukaryota; Viridiplantae; Streptophyta; Magnoliopsida; Vitales; Vitaceae. The transcript is spliced from 8 exons. Bases 293 to 1480 code for a protein of 395 amino acids. The record is from RefSeq and is a predicted model, not a curated record.
AAUAAUUAAGUUAAAUAUGAUACCGACUACAUGUUUCUUGGUAACGAAGGGGUACCCCUAAAUCUCAGCCGGGUUUCCCAAGAAAAUUAAAAAGGCGUUCCUAAACCACUUGAUCAGUGAUCGGCAUCAACAUCAGCGGCAAUAAAUCGAAGGGAUGAGUUUUCCUGGUCCCAACGCUGUGACCUGGUAGUUUCCUGGGUCAAUCAAGCAGCGACCAUACAGGCAUUUCCAAUCAAAUAAUCAAUAUAUAGGAAGCAGCGUCACCGCCUUUGCUUUUGUUCUUCAGAAGGUGAUGGGGCGGAGUGCAUCGGGCCUUGCUCUUUGGCUAUUGCUUUUAGCGUUCGUGGGGGCGGUGAUGGCCCAGGCAGACCGCGUCAAUAAGUCAUCUUCGGGAGGGCUGUUCUGGUCGACGGCAAAAGAGGAGGGGGAUCUGAUGAGGAAGUCAGAAGCCCAGGAAUCCACCGUGGGUGUCAACGACAACGCCGACCUUGACGGAGGAUUUUCUUCACUCGAUGGAAUGUUGCAGUGGGCCAUAGGUCAUUCUGAUCCAACAAAAUUAAAGGAAACGGCACAAGAUGUCCAACGUUUCUCUCCUAACGAGCUAAAGAAGCGUCAAAUGGAAAUAAAGGAACUAAUGGAGAAACUGAAAAUGCCAUCAGAUGCUCAGUUGAUGCAAAUUGCAAUAGCUGACUUGAAUAACUCCUCCCUGCCAAUGGAAGACCACCAUCGUGCACUACAGGAGCUUUUGAUACUCGUUGAGCCAAUAGAUAAUGCAAAUGACUUGAACAAACUUGGAGGCCUUACUGUAGUAAUUCGUGAGCUUGAUAAUCCGGAUCCAGAGAUAAGGAAAACUUCUGCAUGGAUUCUUGGAAAAGCCAGUCAAAAUAACCCAGUAGUCCAGAAGCAGGUCCUGGAACUUGGGGCAUUGCCAAAGCUAAUGAAGAUGGUAAAUUCUAGUUUUGUGGAAGAAGCAACAAAAGCAUUAUAUGCUGUUUCAGCCUUGAUCAGAAACAAUUUAGCUGCUCAGGAAUUGUUUUAUGCCAAAGCUGGAGAUUUGAUGCUUCAGGACAUACUGAGCAACCCAAGCAUUGAUAUCAGACUACGCAGGAAAACAGUGUUUCUUGUGGGGGAUUUAGCUGAGUGUCAACUGGAAAGUACCCAUAAAGCUGAGCUACCUUUUUUUAGCAAUCGCCACUUCUUAAAAUCUGUGGUUGAUCUGACUGCAUCAUCUGACCUUGAUCUACAGGAGAAGGCCCUCAUUGCAGUUAAGAAUCUCCUGCAACUCAGGACAACUGAAGCACUAGUUUUCAAGGACUACUGUGAUUUGGAUGGGGCAUUGGAGAGGAUGAGGAAGCAACUGCAGCAAUUAAUGGACGAGGAAUAUCAAAGAGAUUAUGUGAUGGAUUUAGAAAGUCUUUGCAGAGAAGUGGAGCUCAUUUUCCAUAAAAAACUGGGGAAGGUGACACAUGUUCCAACAUGAUGACAUCAAUCUGGUCUUUCAUUAACAUAAGUAAGCAAGUCAUCUGGACUAUAAUGUUACUAUCCAUGUGUGGCUCUUCAUCUGUCAGGAAUCUGUGCAUCAAAGUUAUUUUGAGGGAAGUUUUUACUCAGAGAGAAGGGUUAGGUUCUGCUUCAACUCCCAAGUUUGAACUUUAGUUGCUCAGCUUUAGCAAAAAGAAAAGAGGUUGGGCUGUGUAAGUGUUUGAUGUUGAAAUAUGUAUAAUUUGAAUGAGAGGGCAUGGAAAGGUGGUUUAAUAUGAUGACAUCAGUUCUUUGCAAUAUUAUCCACUAUUAAGUAAGGUUAGAUAUUGGUUCUCAA